CGGCCGGGCGCUUCUCCGUUAGAGGCCCGGGGCGGCGGCUCCUCGGCUGACAGCGCGGGACCAUGGCCGAGGCGGCCCCGGCUGCGCCCCAGGAAUGGCUGAGGGGGGCUGACCUCCACCGGGAGGCCCAGAUCCAGUCAGCGGAGAUCUCCCUCCUGGCCAUGGUAGCCGCCGUCCAGGCCGUGGAGAAGAAGGUGGAGGCCCAGGCGGCCCGGCUGCAGAGGCUGGAGGGCCGCGCGGGCAGUGCCGAGAAGAAGCUGGCGGACUGCGCGCAGACGGCGGCCGAGCUGGGCCAGCAGCUGGAGGGCAAGUGGGCCGUGCUGGGCACGUUGCUGCAGGAGUACGGGCUGCUGCAGCGGCGCCUGGAGAACAUGGAGAACCUGCUGCGGAACCGCAACUUCUGCGUCCUGCGGCUGCCGCCGGGCAGCAAAGGCGACACCCCCAAGCUGCCCGUGACCGCCGACGACACGGCCGUGACCUUCCCGGAGCAGGAGUGGGGCGGCCUGCAGGACUGGCAGGAGCAGCUGUGCAAACGAGCCGAGGCCCUGGCCUGCCAGGCAGACACCUGCCUGGGCCGCAAGGAGAAGAGUCUGGAGGGGCCUGAGCCAGCCUGGGCAGCCGAAGGGGCACCCGGCGAAGAAGCCUUCACGGAGGGCACCCGUGGGGACCGGCCUCCCCUGCAGGAUCCCCCCACUCGGCCCGCCCCGCCUCGGGACCCCCAGGGCCCAGCCGCCGCGCCAGCCGCGGGGACCACGGGGCCGCGUGGCCAGAGCUUGGCCCAGAAGGAGCCGGGAGCACCGCCCCGGCGCCCCCGGCCCGGCCCGCGGCCCCUGUCCUGCGCCCAGUGUCCCCCGGACCUGGCUCCACCCGCGCCCGCGGGCCCCCGCGCCUACACGUGCGCGCAGUGCGGCCAGAGCUUCGUGCACCAGUCCACGCUCACGGCGCACUCCCGCACGCACACGGGCGAGCGGCCCUUCCAGUGCGCGCAGUGCCAGAAACGCUUCGGCCGCCUGUCCACGCUGCUGGAGCACCGGCGCACGCACACGGGCGAGAAGCCGUUCCAGUGCGCGCAGUGCCAGAAGCGCUUCGGCCGCCUGUCCACGCUGGUGGAGCACCGGCGCACGCACACGGGCGAGAAGCCCUUCCAGUGCGCGCACUGCGACAAGCGCUUCACGCGCCUGGCCAACCUGACGGUGCACCAGAACGUGCACCCGGGCGAGCGCGCCUUCCAGUGCGCGCAGUGCGCCAAGCGCUUCGCCCAGAAGGCCGCGUUCCUGCGCCACCUGCGCGCCCACUCGCGCGAGAAGCGCUUCCCCUGCGGCCAGUGCGGCCAGACCUUCGCCUGUCGCUCCUGGCUCGUGCGCCACCAGGGCCGCCACGCCGCCGCCGUUGCCGCUGCCGCCCCGGCCUCCCCGACCCAGGGCCCCCCUGCGGGGGCGGGCUGGGGGCGGACUCCCCGGGACCCCACCGCUGCCGCCGCCGCCCCUCGGGGGGCUGAGGGCUCCGGGACGGAGCCGGGCCAGCGGGGCCGGCCUGGGGGCAGGCAAGCCAGUGGCCGCGAUCAGGGAGGUCCCGGGGCUUCUCUGCACAGAUCUCUCUCCCGCGUGAAGAUGGAAAAUGCGGGAUAG
Molecule: messenger RNA, 1628 nt
Organism: Sorex fumeus (smoky shrew)
Lineage: Eukaryota; Metazoa; Chordata; Mammalia; Eulipotyphla; Soricidae
Product: zinc finger protein 398-like
Exons: 4
Coding region: 63-1628 (521 amino acids)
Biological process (GO): regulation of transcription by RNA polymerase II
Molecular function (GO): DNA-binding transcription factor activity, RNA polymerase II-specific; RNA polymerase II cis-regulatory region sequence-specific DNA binding
Source: RefSeq, a predicted model, not a curated record